Messenger RNA from Phytophthora nicotianae INRA-310, 1646 nucleotides. RefSeq lists its product as hypothetical. The coding region runs from base 1 to 1536 and encodes 511 amino acids. Gene Ontology annotation, molecular function: acid phosphatase activity; metal ion binding. The record is from RefSeq and is a predicted model, not a curated record. Lineage: Eukaryota; Oomycota; Peronosporomycetes; Peronosporales; Peronosporaceae. The transcript has a single exon.
AUGCGUGCGCUCUUGCUGUCAUUGGUAGCUCUGGCUACUGCCGUUGUCAAGGCGAAUGUCAUCGUGGAUGACAACACGUGCUACCGAAACAAAGUGCUGGACGUCUGUGAGCCCACGAGUCUCUGCGAGUAUAACUACAACAUCGGAGACCUCACCUUCAACCAGUCCUGUCGAGUCAAGGAUGGCGUGAACUUCUAUCCGCAGCAGAUCCACUUGGCGUUUGCAGGGAAGAAACCUGGUACGGCUAUGACAGUGUCGUGGGCGACGUUCGAAGAUGUGACCGACAGCUCCGUGUGGGUGGGAGAUUCUGAGGAUACGCUGGAACUGGUCGACACGCCGGUGUCUAGUGCUAGUUACUACAGCGACAAGGAGUACAAUUUGUUCCACCAUCACGCGAAAAUCACCGGCCUUAAACCACGGACCAAGUAUUAUUACAAAGUGGGAAGUAGAGGUGACGAGAAGUACACAAGUGAUGUCACUUCGUUCAUUACGGCACGACCAGCUACAGACGAUAGUACAUUUAACGUAUUGAUCUACGGUGAUCUUGGAGACGGCGAGAACUCGGUCGAUACAAUUGCCAACGUGAACAAACUCACCUCGGACGACAUCGAUCUCGUGUAUCACCUCGGCGAUAUCUCGUACGCCGACGACGAUUUCUUGGCCUUGAAGCAAGCCGCAGGUUUCUUCUACGAGGAAGUAUACAACAAGUGGAUGAACUCCUUGAUGCCACUGAUGAGCCGUGUCCCGUACAUGGUGUUGGUAGGCAACCACGAAGCUGAAUGUCACUCGCCAGUGUGCCAACUUUCGCGCAAAAAACGAAACGCGUUGGGCAACUACACUGCGUACAACACCCGGUUCAAGAUGCCCUACGAGGAGAGCAGUGGUACACUGAAUAUGUGGCACUCAUUCGACCACGGCCCGAUCCAUUUCACUUCGAUUUCGUCCGAGACCGACUACCCUGGAGCGCCCUCAAACCGAAUGACGCCUUGGGUCUACAAUGGCAACUUCGGGGACCAAUUGAGCUGGAUCGAAGCGGAUCUCAAGAAGGCAAACGCCAACCGCGCCAACGUUCCGUGGAUCUUCGUCGGUAUGCACCGUCCGCUCUACAGCGUCCUAAACUCGGAGAACGACGUGCCAAACGAGCAAACCGCGUUGAUCCAGGCAGCAUUUGAAGAGCUUUUACUCAAGUACAAGGUGGAUGUGGUGCUGGCAGGCCACAAACACUACUACGAACGAAACCUUCCCGUCGCUAAGAACAAAGCUGAUCUGGACGGCGUUUCAGACGACCAUAAAGUGUACGACAACCCGCAAGCCCCCGUGCACAUUUUGACGGGUGGCGCUGGUCAGGUUGAAGGCAUGUCAAAACCACCGACUCACACUGCAUCGUGGAACACCGUGUCGGACUAUGAACACUUCGGAUACUCAAUGCUAGAGGCGAACCGCACGACGCUGGUGUGGAAGUACAUUAUGAGCUCGGACCAGUCCGUCCAAGACGAGUUUGUCAUGUAUAAGAGUGAAGAACGAGGCAGCCGAUAGCAGUAGUGACACUAGAAUGAAUAGCACUCUUCCUCAGCCUUCAAUGUGAUAAUGGUGGGCGUGUCGCUGAGACAAAUUGUUCAUGAGUUCUCGCAAAUAAUCCAUGUCAC